This is a messenger RNA of Chlorella variabilis, 801 nucleotides long. RefSeq lists its product as hypothetical. Gene Ontology annotation, molecular function: 3'(2'),5'-bisphosphate nucleotidase activity; magnesium ion binding. The transcript has 6 exons. Gene Ontology annotation, biological process: phosphatidylinositol phosphate biosynthetic process; sulfur compound metabolic process. Lineage: Eukaryota; Viridiplantae; Chlorophyta; Trebouxiophyceae; Chlorellales; Chlorellaceae. Bases 1 to 801 code for a protein of 266 amino acids. The record is from RefSeq and is a predicted model, not a curated record.
AUGGCCCGGCACAUCAAGCUCACGCAGCAGGGGGAUUGCCACAAGUGGGCCGGCAUCGCCCGUGCGGCCGGCGACGCGAUCCUGCGCGUGUACAACUCAGAGACCUGGGGUGUGGAGCGCAAAGCGGACGAGUCGCCCUUGACCCGCGCUGACAAGGAAGCCAAUGCAGUCAUCUGCGACGGACUGGCACAAAUAGCACCGCACAUACCCAUCGUGUCGGAGGAGAACCGGCAAGUGGCAUAUGACAUGCGCAAGGGCUACCAGUACAGCUGGUGCGUGGACCCGCUGGAUGGCACCAAGGACUUUAUGAAGCGCAACGGCCAGUUCACCGUCAACAUUGCGUUGCUGGAGGGAGGGCACCCCGUGCUGGGCGUGGUGGCGGUGCCAGUGGACGGCACCGUGUACUGGGCGGCCAAGGGGCAGGGGGCGUUUGUGCAGCGGGCUGGGCACGAGGCGCAGCAGCUGCAGUGUGCAGAGGUGGACCUCACACAGCCUGGGCUGGUGGUGGUGGCAUCGGCCAGCCACCUGACGCCCGAGACGCAAGAGUUUGUGGCUCAGCUGCGUGAACCCAGCUUCAAGCAGCUGGGCAGCUCGCUCAAGCUGCUCAUGGUUGCUGAGGGCAUUGCGCACGUGUACCCCCGGCUGGCGCCCACGUGCGAGUGGGACACGGCGGCGGCACACGCCAUUGUGGAGGAGGCGGGGGGCGUCGUGGCGCUCACCAGACGGGAGCCCGUGCAAUACAACAAGGAGAGCCCGCUGAACCCGUUUUUUGUGGUCUACGGCCAGAAGGCUUUGCCCUGA